AUGUCAAAGGCUCCCACCAAGACCAGGGAGGGCAAGACGACUCUCCAACCUCCGACCUCUGGAACUUCGUCGCCUUUGCUCCGUACGACGUUGUCAUUGGUGCUGUUGCAGCUCUUCUCGCGCCUGUUCUCCUUCUCGCUCAACCAGCUCUUGCUCCGAUCGACUACACCCGAGGCCCUCGGUGUCGCGACCAUCGGCUUCGAUGUCGCACGUGAUACAGGACUCUUCUUUAUUCGCGAAGGUUUACGUGGCGCCGUCAUUGUGCGUCCGCUUUCCGCCCGUCGUGACCUGCCGUGGCGGCGACGUCGAUGUGGGGUUCCCCCGCACGUGACUAACCACCCUGUCUCCUCUUCUUCGCCCACAGCGUACCCGCGCGGCGUCUGGGUCCUUUUCGGCCACGAACGAGCAACUUGUACAACAAACCCUUCUCCUCCCGGCGUUGCUGUCACCCCUGCUCCUCCUGCUGUAUCCCCUCUCGGCUCGAGUCCUCACCUCGCCCUCGUCGGCUCGCCCACCCCACUUCUACCCCACUCUAUCCCUCUACGUCCUCUCGGCCUUGUUCGAGCUCUGGUCCGAACGCGACUACCUGCUCACCCUGCGACAAUGGGAGACGCUGACGUCGAAACGAGUCAGAGUCGAGGGGUUCGCCGUCGGUGUCAAGGCGCUCGUCACGUUCGCUGUCGUCGCAAGUGGCGGGGAGCGGUGGGCUCUGUUGGCGUUUGGCGUCGGUCAGGCCGCGUACGGCUUGAUCUUGCUUGUCGGCCUACGGUGGUCGGUUCAGACGAUACAAGGGGCGAGCAAGACACCUUCCAUCUGGUCAUUGCAGAAACUUGUAGCCCCGGCGACCAAAUUCACCAACACCCAGGCCCCCCCGACGCGUCGUCGCUUUGAUCCCGAUCUCACCUCCCUUGGCUGGGCCUUGACGAAACAAUCCUUCAUCAAACAGAUCCUCACCGAAGCCGACAAGAUCGCCAUCAGUCAACUCUCGACCAGCCGUGACCAAGGUGGCUACGCCCUCGCGUUGAACUACGGCUCCUUGAUCGCUCGCAUCCUCUUUCAACCUUUGGAAGAAUCCUCGCGCCUCUAUUUUUCACGACAACUUUCGACCCGACCUUCGCAUACGCUCUUGGCGUCGUUGUUGCUCCUGCAUACUCAUCUUUCCCUCAUUUUCACUCUCCUCGUACCACCCUACAUCCCAGCAUUAUUGCACCACCUCCUCGGCCAACGCUGGGCCGCCUCCUCAGCAACCUCGAUCCUGCAAGCCUACUUCUUCUACCUCCCCUUCCUCGCAUUGAACGGCAUCACCGAAGCCUACUUCCAAGCCAUCGCUUCCCAAGCCGAUCUGAGGAAAGGUUCGUAUUGGAUGGGCGUGUGUUCGAUUGGAUUCGUUGCGGCUGUUGGGGUCGGAGCGAGGAUGGGAUGGGCUGAAAAGGGUUUGAUCAUGGCGAAUUGCGUUAAUAUGGCGAUGAGGAUUGGGUUCUCAUUGAGGUUCAUAUGGAGGGAUGCUAAAGGGGUUGCAUGUUUACAGCUGAGGAAUUGGACACCGAGGAUAUCGACCGUGAUCGUGUUCGCGGGAGCGGGGUCGAUCGUCAAAUGGAAUGCGAGCACGUGGGAUUGGAAAUCGUUGACGGGUCUCGUUCGACAUGUUGGAGUAGGCGCUUUGGUUGGGUUGGGUUGUCUGGCUUUCACGUGAGUUUGUCUUCAACGAUCCUUGUUGUUGAAUCCUUCGAAUGCUAAUCCUUUUCUCACAGAUUCCUCAUGGAACGUCGUCGCGUCGCGAGCUUGUAUCAAUCGAUCAAAGCAAAGUCAGAGUAG
Molecule: messenger RNA, 1815 nt
Organism: Microbotryum saponariae
Lineage: Eukaryota; Fungi; Basidiomycota; Microbotryomycetes; Microbotryales; Microbotryaceae
Source: the annotation of a GenBank genome assembly